Molecule: messenger RNA, 4176 nt
Organism: Entrophospora sp. SA101
Lineage: Eukaryota; Fungi; Glomeromycota; Glomeromycetes; Entrophosporales; Entrophosporaceae
Source: the annotation of a GenBank genome assembly
AUGAUACUUGGAAAUGAUAGAGAAGUUUGGAAAUCUUCUACUAGAAAACUCUUGGAAAAUAGAUAUAUUUAUCCAAAUGAAACUGGCUUUAAAGAUUAUUUCAUUAGUAUUAUAAAUGAGCAAUAUGACUCAAAAAAAAAAAGAGAUCAACAACACCCAGCAAUUCAAAAAAAACAUAUACUUGAAGAAAACGUUGAAAGUAGCCCCCUUUCAGAAAACAAAAAAAUAAAACAACUAGAAGCUUUGCAAGAACUUAUUCAAAUACGUCCUGAUCUUAAAGGAAAGUCGGUUUACUUUUUUUAUAAAUCUAAUAAAUUUGUAGAGGGAAUUUUGAUUUAUGAUAGAAGUGAAAAUAUGUCAUAUGUAUAUGAUCCAAAAAGUGGAAAUAAGUUCAAUUCUUUUUUUCAAUGGUUAAAUGUUCUUAAAAAGCAAGGUUUGUUCAAUGGGGAAAGGUCUGCAAUUGCUACAAUUUUUUUAGAGCCUGUUACUUCCAGCCCUAACCUUGCAUCCAUAUUAAGACCAUCUGUUCAAUUACCUUAUUGGAAGAAUAACUCAACUGCAAGAAAUGUAGAAAAAGAUAUGACCAUUGUUUGGAAUGGAAAUUUAAUCUCAUAUGAGGUGAAUGUAUUGGGAAAAGUGGUGAAGGAUAUUGACUUAAUAAGACCAGGAGUUGCAGCAGAAAGAACAUUUACAGAUGUAGAAGAGGCAAUUGAAUAUGUAUUUGAUGCAAAAAUUUGUAAUGGAAAAUCUACAAAAGGAUUUGAAGAAGUAACACGUAAUCGAGGCCUACAACUUGUAAACAAUAAGCUUGGUCCUGAUGGUACUCAUGAGCCUUUUGCAUUUUUGGAAAACAAAGGAAAACCCAAUGAAAUUUAUCGUCGAGUAGAUUGUCAUCUUCUUGUAGAUUUAAAAGGUGCAUGUGAAAACUGCAAAAAAUUAAAGAAUACCUUGAUAAAAAUACGUAGUAGAUAUCUCACUGGUACAAAAUCUGUGAAAACAAAUCAUGCAUCACAAGAAAUCCUUAGUGAAGCUGUUCAAGAGCAACGAAAGCUCAUAUGUAUACAAUGUGGAAAACCAAAAGGGACAAGAUAUCAUCCUAUUCGUGGAGGUAAUGCUGCUUAUGAUUCUUUGAAGGGGAUAAUGCGUUUACCAUCAGUAUCAACCCUCAAGAGCUAUAUAAAUGAAUAUGAGCAAAAGUCUGGUUGGCAAGAUGAGACAGCACAUCGAAUUCUGUGUAGUUUGGCAUUAGAAAAUGUAUGGGGUCAUGGUCGAAUUGGAUUUUUUUCUCAUGAUUCUUUCAAAAUUCAAAAAGGACUUCUUUGGAGCCAACGUAGUAAUAGUUAUGUUGGUUACUUAGAUUUUGAAGAUGAAGCUCAAGAUUUAAAAUCAUUUGCUAUAAAUUGUGAAAAAGAAUUAAAUGCAAUGGGAAGCAAUACUAUUUCACCUGACCAUAUAUCAGAAAAAUAUGAACAUGGUCUGGCAACACAAGUUCACCAAAUUGUCUGGCAUUCAAUAACACAUAAUUUUUCUUUUCCAUUAUCAUAUUAUGGAGUUAAUACAUUGUCAACUCAUGAUCUGAAUACUUUAUUAUUUGGUCUUGCUGCAAAAUUGGAAUGCAUUGGAAUCCAUACUUGUGGCUCAGUUUGUGAUGGAGCUAGUGAGAAUCGAAAUCACAUAAAAAGUUUUGAUUGGUUUGCUUCGACCUGGUCUGUUGGUGAUAUUGUGGAAGUUGUUAUAGAAAAAGGUAACUCUUAUUCUGCUAAAAUCCUAAAUGCUAACAUUGAUCAUACAAAAUUUAUUGUCCAAAAGCUUGAUCAGGAAUUUACUGAAGGGAUCACUAUUGAUUGGAAAUUUUUAAGACCUGUUAUUGGAAGCCAACUCUCAAUUAAUGAGGAUCAAAAAAUAGUAAGUGAACAUGAUAUCUGGUCAUGGCAUAAAACAUUGAAUCCAAUUACAGGAGAUCCAUGGUUUUUCAUUAGCGACCCAACUCAUGUUUUCAAGAAGCUUCGUAAUAAUUUAUCAAAGAGUCAUACAGGACAAGGUAGCGAAAAAAAUGUGCGUGAAAUUAUGUUUGAUGGUAAAGAAGUCAGUUGGAAACAUAUUAAAGGAGUUUAUGAUUAUACUAGCUGUCAUGCAACAGCUAAGGCAACAAGGCUAACCAAAUGUCAUAUCUGGUUAACAUCUUGGAGUAAGAUGCGUGUUGAUUUAGCUGAACAGACUCUUUCAAAGGAUGUUGAAAAUGCAUUAGAAGCUAUUGAAGAAUUGAAAGAUAUUUCUGAAGGAACAAGGAAAUUUAUUAGAAAUUCAAGAUAUUAUAGACAUAUUUUUCAUAGCAAAAUUAGUUUCAUAAAUAUGGAAGAUCCACGAAUUAAAACAUUAAAAAAUAUUCAUGAUUGGUUUUUGCUAGGUGAUAACCAAAAAAAAGGAGCCAUGGAAUGGAUUUCAUCUCAAUGUCAAUUUGAUUUGAUUUUGUCCAUAAAUGGCUUUCUUGGGAUGUUAGAAUACAUUCUAUCAAGAUAUAAAAUUGCAGCUAUUCAACCACGAAGAAUUUCACAGGAUAUGUUAGAAGGAUUGUUUGGGACCAUUCGUGAACUCAGUGGAGACUCCUCAACACAAACAUUGCAAGGGUAUGGUCAUGCUUUAAAUAAAUAUCAAAUAACUGCAUUAGAAUCAUCAGAAGUUAAAAGUUUUAAUUAUGGAAAUGCAAAUAAUGUUGGUAGUGGAAUGCAUUUCCUAUCAAGAAGAGAUUAUCGAAAACAAAUGUCAAAUGAAAGCAAUCCAGCACUUGUCUCUUUAAAUCUCCAUUCAUCACGCCUAGUAACUUUAUCUCUCCUAUCUCAAAAAAUUUUUGAAACUCUGCUCCAAGAUGAUCUACUUAUGGGAAGAAUUGCACCUCUAUCAAACUCAUUAAAUGAAUAUAUCAACAAUGAAAACUUAAGUAUUCUUAAUUCUAAUGUAAAACGGUAUGAACUUAUUGAAUUUCUAAUUUAUCAUAAUUCCAUUGAUGUUUUAUUACAAAAUUGGCAGAAUGAAGUUAGACUGAUUGCACAAAGUGCAAUUCCAAAAAAAAGAGGAGUCAAAUGGAUGUUAAGAUGGAGCUCCAACUUAGAAAAUCGUCUCAACAAUUACUUGUGUUCUGGAACUUGGUUUGUGUAUUUUCAACAAGAAUUUCAAUUAUCACAAUUUUCACUUUCUGUUCAACGAAUUGUUGCCUUUUCAAUGUUGCAAAAAGUAAUUCUAGAGACAUUUAAAGGUAAUGGCACAAAAAAUGUUGAAUUUGAAAAAGGAGCAGACCCCAAUUUGUUGCCUCAAGUAAUUGUAAAUUUAGAUCCUGCAGAAGCUUCAAAAUUUGCAUAUAUUGUUGGAUGGGUUCUAUUUAAGCUUACAAAAGAUGACAAAGUAAUGAUGUCUCAUCCAAAAUUUGGAAUUAUGCGUUCUUUACUUAAGAAUCUUUGCUCAGAAAAUGUAGAAUAUGUACAUGAAAUUCAUUCACAAACAACAAAUAUCAUACCUGGACCAGAAAUCAUGGACUUCAUGUAUCAUUUUGAAUCCAUAAUAAUUCAAUUAUUUGAAAAACAUCAUGAGCUUGGUCCAAAUAUUUUACAUUACAUAAGAAUCAGCCUGUUAAAUAACUUACAUUUGCAUGAAAAAUUUUCAUCAUUAUUGAAAUUUGCAAUUCAAGAUAAUAUUAGUUCUGAAAAUUUUGAAGGUAAGUUGACUUUGUCAAAUGAAGAUCUGAUUUUUUUAUUUGAAAAAUUAGUUUCUACCUACAUGAAAAGCUGGCAAAAAACAUGGAGACAACAUAAUGGUUACAUACCAGAGAAAGGUACAGCAAGCCUUAGGGAAAAUCUUAAGGUUAUGCGUUCAAAUAACCAGAAUCUUUCAAAUAAUGAGAAAGGUAAAAUAUCUAAUCAAAUAAAGAAAGCAAACUUACCAACAGAUCCAAUGCUUGCACUUGUUCAGCUUCAAGUAUGGGCACAUCUUGAAGAUGUAGAAAAUCAAUUUGCAAAAAAUUUUUUAGUUACAGAUCUGCUCUGGUUAUUAUGGGCAUUUGGAGUUAAAACAUCACAAAAAAGAAAAAAUACAUUGGUUCCUUUACUUAUAAGUCAUUUGAAAAGUGAAACACCUUUUAGUGAAGAAGCAUUAGCAAAAAAGAAUAUAUUUGCACUUGAGUAG